Mangifera indica (mango) is the source of this 1535-nucleotide messenger RNA. RefSeq lists its product as uncharacterized. Bases 322 to 1128 code for a protein of 268 amino acids. The transcript has 2 exons. The record is from RefSeq and is a predicted model, not a curated record. Lineage: Eukaryota; Viridiplantae; Streptophyta; Magnoliopsida; Sapindales; Anacardiaceae.
GCCUAUGAAAUCCUAAAUUCCCUACGAAAAAACAAAUACGAAACUCUCAUUUUAGUUCUUCUUCUUCAAUAUAUACAGAGAGAGAGAGAGAGAGAGAGAGAGAGAGACGAACUCGAGGGUUUCACUCAAAACCCUCUCCUUCUUUUCUCUCUCUUCAUCUGUCAACCGGUUCACUUGUAAGAGCGGUAUUGCAUGCAGUUUUAACUUGAAGGAUGUUCUCAGGGUUUUGGUUGAUGGAUGCUGGUUUCCAUUGUGAGUUUCAAUUUCUACCAUAGUAGCAAAUAAUGUUGCUGGUAUAGUCAUUUGGUCCAAAUUAUCAAAAUGUGGAACUUUGCAUCCAACUGUAUUGCUGGAAAUGUUGGGUUGAAAAAGGACUCUCAAAAGCUAACUCAAGCUGCUUCAGAAUGCUCAGAUGAUGAGGUGUCUUCCAUCGUUAGCAGAGAGGAGGGUCUGGAGUGCCCAAUUUGUUGGGAAUCCUUCAAUAUUGUGGAAAAUGUACCCUAUGUUUUAUGGUGUGGCCAUACUCUUUGUAAAAACUGCAUCCUAGGACUUAAGUGGGCUGUUGUGAAAUUUCCCACUUUACCGAUCCAGCUUCCCCUUUUUAUUUCCUGUCCAUGGUGCAAUCUCUUGUCUUUCCGUCUGGUUUACAAGGGAAACCUCAAAUUCCCUCGCAAGAACUAUUUUCUACUUUGGAUGGUUGAAAGCAUGAAUGGUGAUAGAUUAAAGCCUCAUUCUGGUUUUUGUGAAUAUCAUCUGCCAUCCUGGUCAUCAAACAACAGUUUAAGUUUUGGAAAUCAAGUAAAUCAUGGUAAUUACCGGAGGGCACAACAUAAUCAUAAUGCUGAGCCAGUAGGAUCAAACCAUGAUCCUCUUCAUGUUAAUAAUUACCUCAGUGUGGAGAGAAUGCAAUCCUCCCUCCGAAGGUCUCUGGCUUUCUUUGUUCAUCUGACAGCCAAGUUCCCACUGGUUAUCAUAUUUCUUCUGAUUGUCGUGUAUGCAAUACCUGCCAGUGCAGCCAUCUUGGCCCUGUACAUACUUGUCACUAUUUUGCUUGCUCUCCCAUCAUUUCUCAUUCUUUGCUUCGCUUAUCCUAGUUUGGAUUGGCUUGUGAGGGAGAUAUUCACUUGAGAUGCUACUGGAUUUUAUUUGUAAGCACUGUGAAUAGAAGUUUGGACCUAUAUAUAUUCCUUUAUCCAUGUGUCCUCAACUCUGCAAUUCGUUGACUUCUUAUCUCGUAAAGGUUUCCCCAGUUGUCACCACCAAAAGCUACUCGAUGCUAGUUUCUCAAAGUCUGUAAUGAUCAAAACCUUUUCAGUGCCACUAGGAUGUGGAUUGUAUGAUAGUUGUGGGGUUUGUUCCAGGGAUUCUGCAGGUUGCUGGUAAUGAAAGCUUUUGACAAAAUGCAAUGUCUACUCCGCGGAUUUGCAAAGCUAUUGCUAGUAUGUAGUUGAAAUGGUUGUAUGGCAAAAACAAAAAAAAACCUAUGUAAUGAGAUUGAUGUUAAUUAAAGCUUUGUAAUGGUUAUGUCCUUGUUA